Molecule: messenger RNA, 1289 nt
Organism: Pelobates fuscus (common spadefoot toad)
Lineage: Eukaryota; Metazoa; Chordata; Amphibia; Anura; Pelobatidae
Product: 17-beta-hydroxysteroid dehydrogenase 13-like
Exons: 7
Coding region: 13-915 (300 amino acids)
Molecular function (GO): oxidoreductase activity, acting on the CH-OH group of donors, NAD or NADP as acceptor
Source: RefSeq, a predicted model, not a curated record
CCAACUGCAAACAUGAAUAUCAUUCUAGACUAUUUGCUUCUUUUUGCCAUUGCAGUUUACUCAUAUCUAGAGGCUAUAGUCAAGUGUUUUAUCCCAUUGAAGAGGAAAUCUGUUAGUGGAGAUAUUGUGCUGAUUACAGGGUCUGGUCAUGGCAUGGGACGAAUUACCGCCUGUGAAUUUGCCAAACGCCAGAGCAUUGUUGUGUUGUGGGACAUCAACAAGCAAGGACUAGACGAAACAGCUGAAGAUUGCCGCAGACUAGGAGCUACAGUACAUGUAUAUGUGGUGGACUGUAGUAAGCGACUGGAGAUUUACAGUGCUGCUGAGAAGGUUAAGAAGGAGGUUGGAGAUGUUGACAUUCUAGUAAAUAAUGCGGGAGUGGUAUUUGGAACAGAAUUCAUGCAGCUCCAGGAUCACCAAAUCGAGAAGAUAUUUGACGUCAAUAUUCUGGCUCAUUUCUGGACCACAAAAUGUUUCCUGCCUGCAAUGAUGAAGAAAAAUCGAGGGCACAUCGUUACAGUGGCUUCCGUAGCGGGCCACGUUGGCAUAUGUUACCUAGUGGAUUAUUGUGCCACCAAGUUUGGGGCAGUUGGUUUUCAUACAGCCCUAACAGAAGAACUUCAUGCUCUGGGGUAUCAUGGCAUUAAAACCACUUGCUUGUGUCCCGUGUUUGUAAAUACUGGAUUUGUUCAAAACCCAAGCACAAGAUUAUGGCCAGUGCUGAAUCCUGAAUAUGUGGUAAAAUGUCUAAUGGAUGGUAUUUUAACCAAUAAAAAAAUGCUGAUUGUCCCUUCUUCGGUGAAACACUCCUUGGUGCUUCAACAGUUUCUUCCGGAGCGCGUUAUCAAUACUUUAAACAAGAUGCAAGAUGUCCAGUUUGGAACCCAGUUCCGAAGUGCAACAAAGAAAGACUAAAAAUCUGUACUAAAACUAUUAAUGAAACGUCAAAAACUUAAGACUAAAUCCUAGUCGGGUUUCUCUCAGCUAAUAAGACAGCAUUGCACUGCUUGUAGCAAUUCUUUAACGCACGCUAUAUCUUUUAAUACACCAUGCAAUAUCUAGGUACAUGAUAUGUAGUAAUACAUUGCUAUCAUGGUUAUUCGCUAAAUGUAGUUAUUUGUUAAACUUAGGAAUGUGGUUAACUGUUAACAGAAUUAUGACAUGUAGGGUAAAAUAGGCCAGCUGUAAUUAUAGAGAAGGGUGGAUAAUGUUGCCAAAUCAACUACCACUGCCUAAAUUGUUCCAUUUGAUUUUUACACUAAUAGCCAAGUCAGCUGUAUGAUUGUUUG